AUGGAGUAUGAUGACCCAUCACUUACCCACAGCUUCCCGUUCCCCAAGAUUUACCAAUUCCCUCCCUUCUUCACACGACAGGUAAACGAACGAACAUGGCACUCUCAGCUAGUCAAUUGGAAUUCUCUGAUUCUGGCAUAUUGCCGGUAUUAUAGAAUCUUUACUCUCGACCUUAGCCGAACUUCAGAUACUCUUCAAGCCGCGUCCAACCUUUCAGCGCCACCAAACACUUCAACUACAAACAGUAGCUCUACAAAUAAUAGCAACAGCAACAGUAAAAAUAAGCCUCGCGGCGAAAUAGACGGCGAGCUCUUUUGGAACCGCAAAAUCAAUAGGUCCCUUCAAACAGAAACCAUACAAGCCAUUUUCCAAUACAUGGUUUUACAUGGGAAUGCUGCUUGGUUAGAUCAGCCAGCGCCAAGCAACAAUUCUAAAUCAACCCAAUCUUACGACGAUUUUGACAAUCUCGAAUACGAGCAACAAUUUGACCGAUUUGAGCAGAUAUUUAACAACUUUUCGCUACUAGGGAAUAGCAAUAGCAAUAACAACAACAACACUAACAACAAUAACAAAACAUGUAUCCUUGUGUACUGGAUGCAACCCCAAGAGUGGGCAUCUCUAAUUAGUGACUGGGUUGAUAAUACAGGUCAAAAUGGAAGUGUUUUGACACUUUAUGAACUGGUUGAAGGCGAAACCUCCGGAAGCCAACCUUUCAAAGGUCUCCAUCCUGCAAUUUUAAGGGCUGCCAUUGACAUUUUAGUUCAACGAGGCAAGGCUGUCAUCAUGAAGGGUCCUGAUGGCCGAGUAGCUGGUGUAAAGGUACUGUGA
Molecule: messenger RNA, 828 nt
Organism: Magnusiomyces paraingens
Lineage: Eukaryota; Fungi; Ascomycota; Dipodascomycetes; Dipodascales; Dipodascaceae
Exons: 2
Coding region: 1-828 (275 amino acids)
Biological process (GO): protein transport to vacuole involved in ubiquitin-dependent protein catabolic process via the multivesicular body sorting pathway
Cellular component (GO): ESCRT II complex
Molecular function (GO): protein homodimerization activity; structural molecule activity
Source: RefSeq, a predicted model, not a curated record